AUGAACAGCUUGAAGAAGACAAGUAAAAACCUAUUAGAGUCCUUAUCUAAGGAGGACAUUGUAAAGCUCAUAAGGAAAUGCUACAUGGACAAACUGAUGUAUGGCCAUGUGAGAUGGAAGGAAUUAAAUAGAAAAGAUUUCAGCAUGCAGUAUUCGGUUAACUCCUUCAAAAACAUAUGGAGAUUCAUAAAUAGGAAUCUGAGUGCCUAUAGGGAGGAGCACGAAGUCGUAUUAAAAGAAAUCGAAGCAGAAGCUAAAGACAUAACGACCAUAAGUAGUGAUAAAAAGAAGCCUAAGAAAUUAAAUUUACUAUUCCCUUUAAAUUCUAAAGCAUCCAUAUCAAACAUAUCUCUUCUGAGAAAUUUUACUAGAGUAAAUAGUUUCUUUUUCAAAAGCUGUAGUAAUUACUAUAGCCCACUAAACAUUAUAACAACAAACAGUCCACACAAUUCUUUUUUAAAUUAUAAGAAUACGUCAAUGGGCGAUAAAGAUAAAGCCAAAGAAUUAGAAAAAGGAGUUAACUAUAUUAAAAGAAAUAUUAAGGAUAUAAAUAGAAGAAGCGAAUUUUUAGACUACUAUUUCUUGAUAAUUUCUUUAAUCCAUCAAAAUAAAAAAUAUGCUCUUUUAAAAAAAAUGCAUGAAUUGUACUAUGAAAAUAAAUUAUUAAAAUACUGUAAUAAUAUGAAUAGCACUUACAAUAAUUAUAUAUUAAAUAUUAUAAAAAAAAUACAUGAAAUCAGCUAUGUUUCAACAAAGACCUUGAAUAAAAGUAUGUGUACAAAAAGCUUAGAAAAAAAAUUUGGUAGUAGCAAAUUCGUUGAUACAAAGAAUUGCAUACUCAUUGAAAUAGAUGAACAGACAUAUCAGUUUAAAAAAGAUUUGAUUGACUAUAAAUUAUUUUAUAAUUUAUUUAAAAACAAUAUGAAUCUUAAUAAUAAUAAGGUACUCUGCUUUUUUAUUCCUUUACCGAAGAAACCUAAUCACUUGACUUUUAAAAAUGCUACCUUCUACUAUUUUGAUCAACCUGUAUAUAUUACCAACAAUUUAGAUGAAGAUCUUUACAACUACAUUUAUAUUUUGCACAAAUUUUUUCUGUCCUUUAUGUUUUGGUCUUUCUAUUUACGUUAUCAAAACAUAGAACGAAUGAAAGCUCUAUUCCUACGAGAGUUAGAAGAGGUAUAUUUCCUAUUCAACCAUAUAAAUGCAAGGACGGGGCAGGUCUUUCCUGCGAGAAGGGGAAACAACUACGAUAAGGAAAAUGGUAAGGACAGACAACUCAGCAAUGCCACAACCACUGAUAAAAAGGCUAGAAGAUUGAGUGGAGGACUGAUAACAACCUAUGGGCUCCUUUUUGAAUUCAAAAUAGGGCACAUAAUUUCCCUUUGCAUGUGUGUUAUAAAGAUGUACUCAAAAGUAAAGAGAAAAGUAGACAUAACAUAUCUUAUGGUUAUUAAAAUUUUAAAUAUGUCUAUACAUCCCAUUUUAAAAAAGAAAAUUAUUCGCUCCUACCUUUUCAACAUUCGAUUUAUUCAUUAUGUACUUUUAAAAUUGAGAUGGGUUUAUAAAAAAAGGAAAGCACAAAUUAAACAAUUAAGCGGAUAG
Molecule: messenger RNA, 1602 nt
Organism: Plasmodium malariae
Lineage: Eukaryota; Apicomplexa; Aconoidasida; Haemosporida; Plasmodiidae
Product: conserved Plasmodium protein, unknown function
Exons: 4
Coding region: 1-1602 (533 amino acids)
Source: RefSeq, a predicted model, not a curated record